AUGACCGUCCUCAAAGAGGGCUCGAUGGCCUGCACCAGGGCCAACAGCAUCAACUUCACCAACGAGCUCGCCCAGCGCCAAAACGCAUGCGCCAUUAUCCUAACAGAACACAACCACCAGACACCCGACGUGCUCUGGAAACCAGAAGACGGCGAAGGUCGCGAGUCCUUCUCCGAGGGCGACAAAGCCAAAUUCAAGCUCGUCACAACCGUGGACCGAGUCGACGGCAAAGACGGUACCGGCAAACUCAUCUGGCCACCCAAGUUCACCCGUCUCAGUGACGAACUGGUCUACCUGGCGACCAAGUUCUUGAAGGCCAGCGAGCGAGGUGCCAACUAUCCGUACGACUUCAAUGAUCGCGGGGAUAUUCGCGAGCAACGCGUUCCGUCGGGUGUCUCGCCGAUUGUCUGGGCUCACGGGCUGCCCUUCUUCCCUGUCUUCAAGGGCUAUUACAUUCUCUGUGGACGCGAGCAUGCCCAGUGGGUGGGCUGGCUCCUGAACAAGAAGGAACACAGGGUCACGGUGGGAUAUCCGAUGUGGACGAUUGGUCCUGUCGUGGCGCCUGGUUCGGCUGUGAGUCUUCCUCGCACUGUGACCCGCCAGAUGCACCUGCACGUCCCCAAGAGCGCGAAGGAUGUGGAGCGAAAAUGGGAAAAGGUCGACACUGCGCGUGACGUGGUGUGUACGGCUCAUUAUCUGAUGUCCGUUGUGCCUAAGACUCCGUCUAAGGGAUUCAUUCUGGCUCCUAUCUAUCAGGUUGACGGGUACCAUGUGCGCUGUGGACCGAACACGCUUGCUAGUGGUAAGGGUGUUGAGAUUGGACGGCGCACGUUGUCGACUCAUGGGGUCCAUGAUUUCGAUUACGAUGCCUCGUUGAAAAGACCCUAUGCUAAUGAGGAGAAUCCCGCGGCUAUUCACUCUGAUGACAGUAGUGAUACUGAGGAAGAGGACUCGGAGGCUACGGAGCCGAUGAGCGGCAUGGACGAGGAUGAAGAUGGUCGUGACGAUGGCUCGUUCGUCUUGUCUUCAGAGGAGAGUGCUGAGGCUGGUGAUAUCGUUGAGGAGCACCCGAGAAAGAAACUCAAGAAAGAUGUUGCUGCCUCCGACAAGACUGAGAGCCAGCCUCAGACCAGUGACCUGGGUGUGAAGUCUUCCAAGAACUUCAAGGCUACGAAUGCUGCAGACCGUGUCACUUCGCUCACGUCUUUCCUUAGCGAUCAGGAGACUCACGAGCUAUCCGGAUCCCCGAGUAGUUCUCUCGCCGUCGAGUGUAACAGCGAGGCCACAACCACCAUCACUGUCAAACACGUCGCAGAUACCAAGAAUACUCCUAACGCUGUGCUUACUGAAGCUGUCUAUCAAGACGCUGCCACCCAGACAACAGCUGUCAGUUCAAGCAGUCAUGUCCUCAGCAGCACAGCCGAUAUCAACAAUGCUCCCUCCGACAAGACCACCACUCACGCCAAUGACACCACCGAAGCCCUAACAACCCACCCCAUCAACAAACACGCAACCCACCACGCCGAAACCAUCCACAUCCACACUGCCACCGAGACCGAGACCGAGACCAAGACCCUCAACGAAUACGAAGACGACGAGGCCUUCCGCAGCGCUCAGAACACUCAGCUCAGCGCUUAUCCCGCCCCACUCUCUCCCAGGGAAGUCUCCCAGGAACCCGAGAAAGACAUACUGCAAGACUGA
Molecule: messenger RNA, 1701 nt
Organism: Penicillium daleae
Lineage: Eukaryota; Fungi; Ascomycota; Eurotiomycetes; Eurotiales; Aspergillaceae
Exons: 1
Coding region: 1-1701 (566 amino acids)
Source: RefSeq, a predicted model, not a curated record